AUUGAGUCAAGUAAUGGUGAAUGGACAAGAAGAGAACUUAGCAUUUCAGCAAGUGGCCACACAGUCGUCCAUGUAUGAGUCCUGGUACAGCAAAAACGCAGUGGAUGGUGUACAUGACAGCUGUUCUCACACAAACCCACAGACCGACCCGUGGUGGAGAGUGGAUCUGAUGAAAGUAUACAGAGUGAACAGAGUGGCCAUCACUAACAGAGUGAGCCCUUAUUCUGAUAUAGUAUCCAGAAUAAAUGGGGCAGUGAUUCGUGUUGGGAACUUCCCAGACGUUUACAGCAACCCAAUAUGUGCUGUAAUUUCUACUCUUUCAUCUGGAGCCACUGCCGACUUCUCAUGCGGUGCGAUGAUGGGACGUUAUGUGAUCGUUCAUAUUCCUGGAGUUCAGAAGAUUCUUACUCUCUGUGAGGUUGAAGUCUACAGGUAUUUGGGAGGAAAUCGGGCAUUAGAUGGAGCCACUACACAGUCAUCAACAUCACCAGGGAACUGGUUUUCUGAAAAGGCCAUUGAUGGUAAUCAAGGUCUCCAGCAGUUGUAUACGGGAUGCUCCUCAACUCUCAAUGAGUCUAACCCAUGGUGGAGGCUGGAUCUGCGUCAUAUUUAUAGAGUUAUUGAAGUGGUCAUCACGAACAGAAAAGACUGCUGUGCCGAACGAAUAAAUGGAGCAGAGAUUCACAUCGGAAACUCUUUGGAGAACAACGGCAACAACAAUCCCAUAUGUGCUGUUAUUGCUGCUAUUCCAGCAGGUCAGUCCUACAGCUUCUCAUGUAACGGGAUGGAGGGGCGUUACGUGAAUCUGAUCAUUCCUGGAGACAUGAAGAUACUCACUCUGUGUGAGGUGGAGUUAAUAUGGAGAAGGUAUGACAAUAUUUUUAGCACCCCCACAGGACACCACAAGGAACCUGGUCAGAUGCCUUCUCCAAAUCCACAUGUGGACUGGUUGGGCAAACACCCAGGAACCUUCCAGUAUCCUGAAGAGGGUAUAGAGCUGGUCCAGUGUUCGACAUCCAGGACAAACCCACAUUGUUCCUCUUGA
Messenger RNA from Puntigrus tetrazona (Sumatra barb), 1045 nucleotides. RefSeq lists its product as uncharacterized. Lineage: Eukaryota; Metazoa; Chordata; Actinopteri; Cypriniformes; Cyprinidae. The record is from RefSeq and is a predicted model, not a curated record. The coding region runs from base 14 to 1045 and encodes 343 amino acids. The transcript is spliced from 6 exons.